CUUUCUCGUCCCCCAACUAACGCAGUUUCCUGCUCGCCAACAAGAGCAAUAAUCACUUUUUACCCCUCCGAUCCCCCUUCUCUCCUUCCUCGCCUCCGACUUCCCGCCGACCGGCCGGUCUAGGCCAGAUCUCUCCCCCUCUCGCAUCUUCUGCUUUCGCAUCGCGCGCUAUCCCGUCCCGGCGUCCCCGAUCACCUCCUCCGCGGACCUCCCCACCAGCUGUGCCCUUGCUUGCCGCUCGGGCCUGAUCUACUGCUCUCUGCUGUCAGGUUGGCUCCGUUUCUCCGUGUGGAUGCUUUUUCGGGGCUUGGGAUGUCGAUUUUGUGGCUCUGCGGUUUCUUGGGAACGGAUCAGGAGUGAGGGUUGAAACGGGGAAGAGCUCGAGUUCGAAGUGAAGCUUGUGCUGCGGUUUUCUUGCCAGGCUUUUGCUUUUCAGCUCAGGUUCUUGAAUUUAUGUUGUGGAUUAACUGGCUUUCAGAUAAAGGUGUAAGUGUAUCGUGAUAUGGAUGAGUUCUUUGACUAACUGGUUCAGGAUCUAGUCUACUGUAACUAUUUUUUAUGGUAUGUUGGUGAAACUUCUUGAACUAUCCAUGAAUUGGUUCAUUGAUGCUCAAAUAAUGGAGCAGAAGACUGAUUUUCUUAGUGAGAAGUGCAAUCUAUGCUUGGGUUGGCUGAAACAGUUCUCAGCGAGGGGUUUGAAGAAUCAUCUGUGUAACCAUUAUUUUGGAACAAAGAAGGUGAAGGAGACCUCGAGAAGGCUGCUAUUCCUGUGGUUAGCUGGAUGGGUCCUUUGUGCUAUAUGGAUUUUUUGGUUUAUGAACUCUCAAGCUGUAGAAAAGAGGAGAGAGAUGCUAGCAAGUAUGUGUGACGAACGUGCAAGAAUGCUUCAGGAUCAGUUUAACGUUAGCAUGAACCAUCUGCAGGCCCUAGCGAUUCUGAUCUCAACUUUUCAUCAUUCCAAGGAACCAUCUGCUAUUGAUCAGAUAAUUUUUGCACGAUAUGCUGAAAGGACUGCUUUUGAGAGGCCACUGACUAGUGGAGUGGCAUAUGCUGUAAAGGUGCUACAUUCAGAAAGAGAACUGUUUGAGAGGCAACAUGGUUGGCAAAUUAAAAAAAUGGAUUUAACAGAGCAGCCCCCAGCUCGAGAAGAAGAUGCAGAUCUUGAGAGCCCAGAGAUAUCUCCUAUAGAAGAUGAAUAUGCUCCUGUUAUCUUUGCCCAGGAUGCUUAUAAGCAUGUGAUUUCAGUUGAUUUGUUAACUGGAAAGGAAGAUCGUGAAAAUAUCCUAUGUGCAAGGGAAUCUGGAAAGGGUGUUUUAACUGCUCCUUUUCCACUUCUAAAAUCAAAAAGACUUGGGGUUAUUCUCACAUAUGCAGUUUACAAAUCAGAACUUCCUUCAAAUGCAACACCGGCUCAGCGCAUCAAAACAGCCAUUGGGUAUUUGGGUGGAAUAUUUGAUAUUGAAUCUCUAGUGGAUAAGUUACUUCACCAACUUGCUUGCAAGCAUUCCAUUGUGGUCAAUGUUUAUGAUACAACUGAUCCUGAUCGACCAAUUAGCAUGUAUGGUUCAACUAUGACAGGUACUGGUAUAUACCAUAUUAGUACCCUUCAAUUUGGUGAUCCAAUAAGAAAGCAUGAGAUGCAUUGCAGGUUCAAACAAAAAGCUCCUUUGCCUUGGCUUGCAUUAACAACAUCAAUUGGAACUCUCGUGAUUGCCCUAUUAGUAGGAUAUAUAUUUCAUGCCACUGUUAGCCGCAUUGCAAAGGUAGAAGAUGAUUAUAGGCAAAUGAUGGAGCUUAAAAAACAAGCUGAAGCUGCAGAUGUUGCAAAAUCUCAGUUCUUGGCGACUGUUUCUCAUGAAAUAAGAACUCCAAUGAAUGGUGUAUUGGGGAUGCUUCAAAUGCUCAUGGAUACUGAUCUGGAUAUGACCCAGGAUGACUAUGUUAGAACUGCCCAUGCCAGCGGUAAAGCUCUAGUCUCUCUGAUUAAUGAGGUUUUGGAUCAAGCAAAAAUUGAGUCGGGUAAACUUGAGCUGGAAGCUGUGCCAUUUGACUUGCGAGCAGUAUUGGAUGAUAUUUUGUCACUCUUCUAUGGGAAGGCUCAGGAGAAGGGACUAGAGUUAGCAGUAUUUGUCUCUGAUCAAGUUCCUGAAGUCCUUAUUGGUGACCAUGGAAGAAUACGCCAAAUCAUCACAAAUCUGAUAGCAAAUUCAAUAAAGUUCACGGAGAGAGGACAUAUAUACCUGACUGUGCAUCUUACUGAAGAAGUGAGUUCGUUGGACUUCGAAACAGAAUACCAUUCCAGAAAUAGCUUGAGUGCCUUCCCAGUGGCAGAUAGAAGACGUAGCUGGAAAAACUUUAAACUCUUCAAACAGGGCCUUUCUGCAACUGAUCCAUCACUUGUGUCAACACCUUAUGAUCUAAUAAACCUGAUCAUAUCUGUUGAAGACACAGGGGUGGGUAUUCCUCAUGAAGCACAAUCACGGGUAUUCACUCCUUUUAUGCAGGUGAGACCAUCAAUUUCUCGUAUUCAUGGAGGGACUGGUAUUGGCUUGAGUAUUAGCAAACGUCUAGUUGGUCUUAUGAAGGGUGAGAUUGGAUUUGUGAGUGAACCUCAGAUUGGUUCCACUUUCACUUUCACUUUCACAGUGGUCCUUACAAGUUCUUAUACUAACACAAAUGAGUAUAAAUCAUCUGAAUUUCACGGGCUUACUUCAUUGGUAGUCGAUGAUAGACCAGUACGAGCAAAAGCCACUAAAUAUCUUCUUCAGAGGCUGGGAAUAAAUGCUAUACUAGAAAUGGACCUAAAUCAAGUUCUUAAUCGAAUAGCUAGUGGAACAGGGGCUACAAAUUUGGUGCUAAUCGAAAAGGAAAUAUGGUUGAAGAAUAUUAGCAUCUGGCCUUUCAUUAUGAGCAAGCUAAAGGAUGAUCAGUUGGAUAUCCCUAAGGUCAUUCUUUUGGCAAAUCCUACAGAUUCUUCGAAAAGGAACUCUUCUAGUUCAAUGGAAUAUAUCUCAACUAUAAUCACGAAACCACUCAGAGUGAGCAUGCUCCAACUAUCUUUGCAAAGGGUUAUGGGUUGUGGAGAUGGGGAACAUUCCCGGAAUGGAUGGCUUCCACAGUUGCCAUUGCAUAGCCUUCUUCGUGGGAAACAAAUUCUAGUUGUUGAUGACAAUGUUGUGAAUCUUAGAGUAGCUGCUGGUGCUCUGAAAAAAUAUGGUGCUGAAGUAACUUGUGCAGAUAAUGGGAAGAGUGCUAUAAAUAUGCUCAAGCCACCACACAUAUUUGAUGCUUGUUUUAUGGACAUCCAGAUGCCUGAAAUUGAUGGAUUUGAAGCUACGAGAAGGAUCCGGGAGAUGGAAGCUGAUAUAAAUAGUAAACUAAAGCAUGGGGAGGUGCUGUUGGAUUCUCUGGGGAAUGAAUUGCAUUGUGACGUGCCCAUAUUUGCCAUGACAGCAGACGUGAUCCAAGCAACACACGAGAAGUGCCUCAAGCUUGGAAUGGAUGGCUAUGUUACAAAGCCUUUUGAGGGGGAGCAGUUGUACAGGGAACUGACUAGAUUCUUUAAAUCAACAAAAAAGAAUCAAUAGUCAUGUUGAAUAGGAAGGUAGGUCAAAGCAAGAUCAUGGCAUGGUAUUAAACCACUUCCACAUCAGGCACUUCUCAAUGGAAUAUUGAGUUAAUUCGUAAAGGUGAUAGCGGUGUUGAAUUAGUCUUUUGUCCAUCAAAUUGUACUAUAACUUCACAUGAAGCUUCAUGCGUGCUGCACAACCAUAUGUGAAAAUUUCUUUCUCAAACAUGGUUGGAGGAUAAAUGCAGCUCUUGGUCCAGGAUAGAAACCGUUGACCGCUGCUGCUUCCUUGUCCAAUAAGGUGGAUCCCAGAAGAUCCAAAGUUUUCCCUGUAACAUACAUUGUAUAUAGAUUAACAUGCACUUUGUUGUUUUUGUUUCUUUCUUCUGUUUACUUCCUAAUUAUCGUGAUAAAACAUGUCUUCCUCGUAGAGUUAGAAUUCUUGUAUGUAAAUUACACACAUUCAAUAAAGUAUGUGGCUUGUGAAUU
Messenger RNA from Zingiber officinale, 4057 nucleotides. Its product is annotated as probable histidine kinase 3. Lineage: Eukaryota; Viridiplantae; Streptophyta; Magnoliopsida; Zingiberales; Zingiberaceae. Gene Ontology annotation, molecular function: phosphorelay sensor kinase activity. The transcript has 12 exons. The record is from RefSeq and is a predicted model, not a curated record. Gene Ontology annotation, biological process: phosphorylation; phosphorelay signal transduction system. Bases 564 to 3587 code for a protein of 1007 amino acids.